AUGGACACAAAUUAUCAGAAGUCUUAUGAAAAUAAAGACUAUGCAGAAUUGAAAAACGAUUAAAUAGAAUUUGAAAAUUUCAAUUAAAACGAAAAUAUAAGUUAAGAUCCAACUCGCGCUUCAUAUUAAACUUCUGAAUAUGAAGGAUAUGGUGAAGAAAAACCCUAGCAUUUUGGAUAUAAUAUACUAUUUGAUUUAAAUCCUUUGACUGGUUAACCAAAAUAUACACUUGGCCCUCAUUGGCCACUAUUUUUUUGUGCUUGGAGUUCUUUCGUUGUUGUUGAUUUCUUCCUGAUCAGGAUGAUGUGGAACAACACAGAUAAUAUAAUUUGGUUUAUAUUAACUCUGAUUAUAUGCUCUAUUCAUGUAUUAAGUUACCUUUAUACAGCUUUAGCAAACCCUGGAAUAGCACAUAAAAAUGAUGAAGAAACAAAGAAUGUAAAAAAAAUUGAAAAUUUAAGUUACUAAUAAAUGGAACAAAUGUUAUGUAAAAAGUGUGAUAUUUUAAAAGACAAAUCAACUGAGCAUUGUGAUAGUUGUGAUGUUUGUGUAAGAGGUUAUGAUCACCACUGUCCUUGGAGCAGUAAGUGUAUAGCUAAAGGAAAUAUCAAACCUUUUAAUGUGUUUAUUGCAAUGACGUUUAUUUAUAUGGCUUAUGCAAUAGUUGUUACAGUAGUGACCCUAUUACCACCUAACAAAAGAUAUAUGCGUUAGCCAUCUAAUAAUCCUGAUGUAUACGAAAACAAUAACUCUACACUACAUAAUUUCUGA
Messenger RNA from Tetrahymena thermophila SB210, 771 nucleotides. Its product is annotated as DHHC zinc finger protein. Gene Ontology annotation, molecular function: protein-cysteine S-palmitoyltransferase activity. NCBI's taxonomy places the organism in Eukaryota, Ciliophora, Oligohymenophorea, Hymenostomatida, Tetrahymenidae. Gene Ontology annotation, biological process: peptidyl-L-cysteine S-palmitoylation; protein targeting to membrane. The record is from RefSeq and is a predicted model, not a curated record. The transcript is spliced from 3 exons. Gene Ontology annotation, cellular component: endoplasmic reticulum; Golgi apparatus.